Bufo bufo (common toad) is the source of this 542-nucleotide messenger RNA. RefSeq names its product electron transfer flavoprotein regulatory factor 1 (gene ETFRF1). Lineage: Eukaryota; Metazoa; Chordata; Amphibia; Anura; Bufonidae. The transcript has 3 exons. Gene Ontology annotation, biological process: respiratory electron transport chain. The record is from RefSeq and is a predicted model, not a curated record. Gene Ontology annotation, cellular component: mitochondrion. Bases 121 to 384 code for a protein of 87 amino acids.
GGAGACUUCUGGGAGCGCGGCACGUCUGGUGACGUCAUGAGAAGGCGCCUCCUUGUUGCCGGAAGUGGUUUGGAGCUAUGCUCCCCGUGAUGUGCUGAUCAGAGCGAUUUAUCCUGUAGGAUGGCCAGUCCAUUGCGAGGAGAGGUCGUGAAGCUGUACAAGAAUCUUCUCUUCUUGGGACGGGAAUACCCAAAAGGCGAAGUUUUCUUCAAGGAACGGUUGAAGAAAGCCUUCAUGAAGAAUAAAGACGUCAGCGACCCUGAGAAGAUCCGGGAGCUCAUCGCUCGGGGGGAAUUUGUCAUUAAAGAGGUGGAAGCGUUAUAUUAUCUGCGCAAGUACCGGGCAAUGAAGCAGCGAUAUUACGAGGACAGCCCAGGGUCCUAGCACCUCAAAGAAAAGAGCAGCAUCACCUCACUGAAGGUUAGGUUACUCAGUGAUACUUACACUGGGGAGGAACAGAAUGGGAAAGAAAAUAUUUUUGUGCCUUACAUUACGCAGCUCACACACCAGGGCAGAUUUACUGGAUUGUGCUUAAUGAGAAA